Ilyonectria robusta is the source of this 412-nucleotide messenger RNA. RefSeq lists its product as uncharacterized. The transcript is spliced from 2 exons. The record is from RefSeq and is a predicted model, not a curated record. Bases 225 to 386 code for a protein of 53 amino acids. NCBI's taxonomy places the organism in Eukaryota, Fungi, Ascomycota, Sordariomycetes, Hypocreales, Nectriaceae.
CAAUACAUGACUCGCUCUUCUACCAUAGCUGCGUCCGCCUUGCGGCCCGCCGUCGUUCGCCUUGUCACUAGCCGGCCUGACAUCCCUUCGGUCGAGCAUGCUACAAUUCCAGGAAGAAAUUAGCAGGACCUAUUAUGCCAUAAGCUCCAGCGAAUAUCUACCCCAACGGCGAGGGUAAAAACAGGCGUCUCAAUCAAGACUCUGUGAGCACGAGGGGGAGGCAUAUGCAGCAAUGGUUAAUAGAGAGGGGCAUAGACCUGCAGUCCAACCUAUGGCUUUUCACCUUUCAGGGAAAGCGUGGCCUAUCCUCUCAGGUGAAGGCUUGGCCAAGCAUAUCUGGGAAUGCUGGCACGGGAACAGGGAUUUGGGCCAAGAGAGCAAGCUAGAAAAUAAAUACCCAGGUGACAAGGUG